Molecule: messenger RNA, 999 nt
Organism: Seminavis robusta
Lineage: Eukaryota; Bacillariophyta; Bacillariophyceae; Naviculales; Naviculaceae
Source: the annotation of a GenBank genome assembly
AUGGCCUUCGAUACGUUGCGCUUCAAAACAACGCAACCUUUGUCGUCUAGUCUAGAACUCAGAUUGCAUGUUGAUGUUGGUUCAUUGCACGAAGCCAACGGAGAAGAAGGCAUCGCUCACUACCUAGAGCACAUGGCUUUUCAAUCCCUAAGAAGCUAUUCUGGCGAUGAACUGUUCCCUCUGAUGCAAAGGUUGGGAAUCGACGCCUUUGGAAAGCAUUCCAAUGCAUACACAGAUUAUACCGAAACUGUCUACAGACUAUCGUUGCCGGAUACUGACCACGAGACAAUAACGGCAUGCUUCACUCUGAUGCGGGACUAUACAGACGGGAUGUUGCUCCUGGAAAGUGAACUGGAGAUCGAAAUGGGAGUGGUUCUAUCAGAGUUGCAAGACACGGAAACUGUCGAAGAUCAGUUUUCUUGGUCAUUUCCAGAUUAUUUGAUUUCCAAGCGCUGGCUCAUCGGGCUCGAGGAAUCAAUUCAGAAAUUUAUUCGGCAGCAGUUUCUGGACUUUUACCAAGACUACUACAUACCACGUCGAACGACACUGAUUGUGGUAGGAGAUAUGAAUGCGACUAGCAUGGAAGAUCUCAUUACCAAGUUCUUUGAUUCCAUGGAGGACGCAGGACCGCUAGGAAAACCAGUAGAAGUGGGGAAUACAUCCUCAGGAAAGGGCUUGCGAACGGCCGUUUUUGAGGACGAAGGUCUUGAAGGAGACGAGCUCUACCUUGAAGUUGUCAAACCUGGUGUUGGUGCGCCCGAUUCGGCGGCCGGGCGAAUCGAACGAAUACAGCUGCAUGUCUGCAAUCGUAUUGCUAGUGAACGACUGCAGAGUUACGGCUACGACGACUAUUCCGCCAUUUCAUGGGGAGGCGCCUACAUUGACAGUUGGUACAAUAUCUUCGAACUCGGCGCCAUCUGGGUCGCUCCACAGUUGGUUGGGUCUCUGUCCAGCGAUUGCAACCCUCGAACAGGAGGGCCAACGGGCGCAGCUGUAUGA